AUGAGAAGCAAAGCCAUCUUGCUGUGCUUAGCACUACUUCUUGAAGGAUGCUUCAUGGUGUCAGGACUGCCAUGGGAGAGACUAAUAAUUGCAAGGGGGUGUAUGUGUCAACGAGAAACCAGUCACUUUAUUUCUCCUCAGUUGUAUCAAAGGAUUCAAAUCAUUCCUCAAGGAGGACGCUGCCAAAGAAAAGAGAUCAUCAUUCAUCUGAGGAACAAGAAUGUCAUUUGUUUGAAACCAGAUACUCGCUGGGUUGAAAUGAUGAUUUUUCACAUACAAAAACGGCAAAGACUGGCAAAUGAAAAUGGCUCAAAUGCAUCAGGAAGAAGAUCCCUAUAAUAUCACCAUGGUACUGAAUUUCUGCCUCUUCUGACAUAUUGAACUGCACGUCUGUGCAUUUAUUAAUUUACGUUUUAUUUUAUAUUCAAUCAUGUCCAAGUGAUAUGUAUUAUUACACAAAAAACUAAUCGAUCAUGCUCCAUCUAUUACUAACAAAUAAAAACGUCUAGCAUCAUUUAAUUCUGGAUGGAAAUUUGAAAUGUUUUCUUCAUUGUAGAGGUCAGUUCAUGCUUC
Spea bombifrons (plains spadefoot toad) is the source of this 573-nucleotide messenger RNA. RefSeq names its product C-X-C motif chemokine 13-like. Lineage: Eukaryota; Metazoa; Chordata; Amphibia; Anura; Pelobatidae. Gene Ontology annotation, biological process: neutrophil chemotaxis; inflammatory response; cellular response to lipopolysaccharide. The transcript is spliced from 4 exons. Bases 1 to 339 code for a protein of 112 amino acids. Gene Ontology annotation, cellular component: extracellular region. Gene Ontology annotation, molecular function: chemokine activity; CXCR chemokine receptor binding. The record is from RefSeq and is a predicted model, not a curated record.